CUCUAUUGUUCUCCACCACUUUUACUACUUCUUCCUAGUUUUGUAAGCCAAACCCAACCACCAAGAUGGCCUCAUUGGCAGCCUCCACCGCUGCUGCCUCCCUCGGCGUCUCCGAAAUGCUCGGAAACCCUCUCAACUUCUCCGCUGCCGCUAGGUCAUCGGCUCCUACAGCAUCAAACGCUGCCUCCUUUAAGACCGUAGCUCUUUUCUCCAAGAAGAAGGCCGCACCUGCCAAGGCAAAGACUGUUUCUGUCUCCCCAGCUGAUGAAGAGCUGGCCAAGUGGUACGGUCCCGACAGAAGGAUCUUCUUGCCGGAAGGGCUCUUAGACAGAUCAGAGAUCCCAGAAUACUUGACCGGAGAAGUUCCCGGAGACUAUGGAUACGAUCCCUUUGGUCUGAGCAAGAAGCCAGAAAACUUUGCCAAAUAUCAAGCAUAUGAGUUGAUACACGCUAGAUGGGCAAUGCUUGGUGCUGCUGGGUUCAUCAUCCCUGAAGCCUUCAACAAAUUUGGUGCCAACUGCGGCCCUGAAGCCGUUUGGUUCAAGACUGGAGCUCUUCUUCUCGACGGUAACACCUUGAACUACUUCGGGAAGAACAUCCCUAUCAAUCUCAUCGUUGCUGUCAUUGCCGAGAUCAUUCUUGUUGGUGGUGCUGAGUAUUACAGAAUCGUUAAUGUCUUGGAUUUGGAGGACAAGCUUCACCCUGGUGGUCCAUUUGACCCACUUGGGCUUGCCAAGGAUCCCGACCAGGCUGCACUGCUGAAGGUAAAGGAGAUUAAAAAUGGUAGACUGGCAAUGUUCGCCAUGCUGGGUUUCUACUUCCAAGCUUAUGUCACCGGAGAAGGUCCCGUCGAGAACCUUGCAAAACAUCUCAGUGAUCCUUUCGGCAACAACUUGCUCACAGUCAUUGCAGGAUCUGCUGAAAGGGCUCCCACCCUGUGAUUUUAUUAUAUAUUAAAAUUUUCUCCAUAUCGUUUGCUUCAAUUCUCUUGGUAAAAUCUGUAAUGCAUUGCAUUGCAUUGAUUGUACAUCGAUCAAACCGAGACAAUUUCAAGCAGUUUAAUCUCCAGGCUUCAACUUCACUCUUUUAA
Messenger RNA from Theobroma umbraticum, 1090 nucleotides. It is a transcript of the gene LHCB5, whose product is annotated as light harvesting complex of photosystem II 5. Lineage: Eukaryota; Viridiplantae; Streptophyta; Magnoliopsida; Malvales; Malvaceae. Gene Ontology annotation, biological process: photosynthesis, light harvesting. The record is from RefSeq and is a predicted model, not a curated record. Gene Ontology annotation, cellular component: membrane.